AACCCAUCUACCAAAUCAAAAAUUCAAAAUGUAGUCAUUAGAAAAUAAACAGGAAACCUGUUUUGUUGAUACACUCUCUAAUAUAAUGAAACUUAUAAAUGAUGAUUCAGCAUUUUAGAAGAAAGAUAACAUUAAAUAAUUUGAAGAUAAACUAGAAUCUAUUUAAGAUAAACAAUAAUUAAACAGCCUAGAAUCUUUGCUUGAAAUACUUAUUAGAACUUAGUCUAAUAUAGAAAAAAAAAAUUAUUUACUAAAUAUUAAUUUUAAGUUAUAAACAAAAAUUUUAGAGUAAAAUUAAAAUUUAGAUGAAUUUACUCAAGAAUUAAUUGAAAAAAAUCAACAAUGGAUUGGGAUAUCAUUUUUAAAUAAUGAUGGAAGUUUUGGUAUUUAUAAUAAUAAAAUUAGUACUUUCUGAUUAAAAAACAAGAGAAUUGUUGGAAAUAACAAAAACAGUCAAUGAUUAAAAAUAUUUAUUAUAAUAUUGUUCUUAAGCUGGAUAUAAGACUUUAUGUAAAUAAUUUAAACAUUGGCCAACCUUAUUGGAGGAGGAUGAAUUAUCUAAAGAAUUUUAAAUGACAAUAUAUUCUGAAAGAAUGAGAAGAAAGGCAUUAAAGCAUUUAUCUGCUUAAAGAAUUGAAAAAUUAAAGGAAUGCUAAUAUCAAAAUAAUGAUUAUGAUCAAAAUUAAAGUUAAAAGAAAAAUAAGAAAAGAAUAAAAUAAGAAAUCAAAAUAAAUUAGCAUGAUGCUAUAAAAAUAAAGUAUUUAAAAACAGUAUAAAUAAAAUUAACAAAAAUGACAAUAAAUGUAACUUAAGAAUUUUAAUAAUCUGUUUAAGAAAGUAAAGUCUUUUAAGGUAGUUCAAAUUUAUCUUAUAUGGCAGAAAAUUCAUAAUAAUACUUUAAAGUAGUGAAAUGUGAAAUUCAAGCUUGUCAUGAAAUAGAAGAUAUUACAUCUGAAGAGAUCUUUAAAGAUUAAAGACUUUUAGAAUAUGAAAGUAAUAUCUAUAAUUAAAUUUUAGGAAAAUGGUAAGAUAAAUGUAAGAAAAUUAAAGAUGAAAUAAGAUAAAUGUAAUAUGGCUUAGAGAACUCUAAUUAAGAUUAAUUUUAACCAUUUUAUAGUGAUCAUGAAUUCGAACUCAGUAAUAAUAUAAAGAUUUGA
Paramecium sonneborni is the source of this 1157-nucleotide messenger RNA. NCBI's taxonomy places the organism in Eukaryota, Ciliophora, Oligohymenophorea, Peniculida, Parameciidae. The record is from the annotation of a GenBank genome assembly.